AUGUCCUCCACCGUGAACAACGGGGCGGCCAGCAUGCCGUCGCCGCCCGACGCUGCCAACGGCUUCCCGCAGCCCGGCGCCUCCUCCGGGACCUGGCCGCGGGCCGAGGAGGAGCUGCGCGCCGCGGAGCCGGGCCUGGUGAAGCGUGCGCACCGCGAGAUCCUGGACCACGAGCGCAAGCGGCGCGUAGAGCUCAAGUGCAUGGAGCUGCAGGAGAUGAUGGAGGAGCAGGGGUACUCAGAGGAGGAGACCCGGCAGAAGGUCAGGACUUUCCGGCAGAUGCUGAUGGAGAAGGAAGGAAUGCUCACCAGGGAGGACCGGCCUGGGGGCCACAUCGUGGUGGAGACCCCGCGGCUGACCGAGGGCGCCGAGCCGGGCCUGGAGUACGCGCCCUUGGACGAGGACGACGGCCCGGUGGACUGCGACUGCCCGGCCGCCUGCUACCGCGGGCACCGGGGGUACAGGACCAAGCACUGGUCCAGCAGCUCGGUGUCGCCGCCUCCAAAGAAGAAGAAGAAAAAGAAAGGCGGCCACCGGAGAAGCCGCAAAAAGAGGAGACUAGACUCAGAGUGCAGCUGUGGGAGCGCCUCACCUCUGCGCAAGAAGAAGAAAAGCGUGAGGAAGCACCGCAGAGACAGGUCUGAUUCUGGGUCCCGGAGGAAGAGACGGCACAGAUCUCGAAGCCCUAAGAGCAAAAGAAAAGAGAAGAACAAAGAGAGGAAGAGGCCACACGCGGAGUCGCCAGGCCGCAGGUCCCAUCGCCACAGCAGCGGCAGCUCCCACAGCCCCUCACUCUCCUCCCACUACAGUGAUUCCAGAUCACCCAGCAGGCUGAGCCCCAAGCACCGAGACGACGGGCGGAAGACGGGCAGCCAGCGGUCCAGUGGGAGCCGGUCGCCUUCCCCGUCGGGCGGCAGCGGAUGGGGGUCGCCCCAGCAGAACGGCGGCGGCGGCAGGCAGCGGAGCGGAGCGCACGGCGGCCGCCCCGGCUCGGCGCACAGCCCGCCCCAUAAGCCCAGUUCGCCCUCGCCCAGGGCCCGCGACCAGGCGGAGGCGGGCGCAGCCACGCCGCCCGCGCGGGGCAAGGAGAGCCCGAGCCCGCGCUCGGCGCCGUCGUCGCAGGGCAGAGGAGGCCGCGCGGCGGGCGGGCCGGCCAGGCGGCGGCGGCGGCGGAGGCGGCGGCGGCGCUCGCGGUCCUCUGCGUCCGCGCCCCGCCGCAGGGGCCGCCGGCGCGCCCGGCCCGCACCGCCCAGGGGUUCGUCGCGCUCGCUCAGCAGGGCCCGCUCCAGCAGCGACUCGGGCGGCGGCGGCGGCGCCCCCGGGCCCGGGCCCGAGCCCGGCUCCGAGCGAGGCCACGGCGGGCACGCGAAACGGCCCAAGGAGAGGCCCCCGCGCGCCCGGCCGGCCAGCAACUCCCCGUCCCCGGGCGCGCACGGCCGGCACGGCGGCCCUGAGGAGAAGAGCUCGUCGCGCAGCCCGGGCCCGCACCCCCGCUCGUGGAGCUCCAGCCGCUCGCCCUCCAAGUCCCGCUCGCGCUCCGCGGAGAAGAGGGCCCGCAGCCCCAGCCGCUCGCCGUCGCCCAAGAAACCGCCGGGCCGGGACAAGGACGGCGAGGGCCGCGCGAGGCACGCCGAGGCCGAGGCCGCCCGCGCCCGGCGCCGCUCCCGCAGCUACUCGCCCAUCCGCAAGCGGCGCCGGGACUCGCCCAGCUUCAUGGAGCCGCGGCGCAUCACCAGUGCCCGGAAGCGUCCCAUCCCCUACUACCGGCCCAGCCCCUCAUCCUCCUCCAGCUGCCUGAGCAGCGACUACUCAAGCCGCAGCCCCAGCCGCAGCCCCAGCCCCGGCCACAGCCACAGCCACGGAAGCUACAGCAGCCGCAGUCGUGGGACCCGCAGCCGCACUCGCAGCCCCUCCCGGACCCCCAGUCCCAGCUACCACAGCCGGAGCAGCUCAGAGAGUGGGGGCUUCUGAGCCCAGACACACACAGCUUGGUGCCCCCUGGCACAUGGAGAGGCGAGGAGUCAGGCCCCAGGACCGAGAGGGGCCUGCUCCCCACUGCUACAAAGAGGUCCCAGGGCCAGGGAAGACCUUGA
Messenger RNA from Equus quagga, 2093 nucleotides. RefSeq names its product serine/arginine repetitive matrix 3 (gene SRRM3). Gene Ontology annotation, molecular function: mRNA binding. Lineage: Eukaryota; Metazoa; Chordata; Mammalia; Perissodactyla; Equidae. The coding region runs from base 1 to 1971 and encodes 656 amino acids. The record is from RefSeq and is a predicted model, not a curated record. The transcript has 15 exons.